UAUCUAUACAAAUAUAAAAUUCGAUAUUCCUCUAUACAUCUUAUCUUUUCCGGCGCCGGUCAUCACUUCUCGCCGGCCGCCAUGAUCCACAACCUUUCACCACCACCACCACCAGAACCCAAACCCGAAGCAGAACCCGAAUCUGAAUCCGAACACCACACUCUUCUCCCACUAUCCACUGAUCAAGAUUUAUAUAUAAACAACAAAAACAACGACAACAACAUUAAUUCAUUAGAUUCAUCAGAAGUUGCAUAUGAAUCACAAGACAAAAUCAUAAUAUUCGAAACAGACCAACAACACCACCAAGAUUUAUAUUCAGAAACCCCACCACCAUUUUCCUUAAAAACAUUAUGGUUAUUUACUGGCCCUGGUUUUUUAAUGAGUAUAGCUUUUCUUGAUCCAGGUAAUCUUGAAGGCGAUUUACAAGCCGGCGCAAUUGCCGGUUAUUCGUUAUUAUGGUUAUUAAUGUGGGCCACUGGAAUGGGCUUAUUGAUUCAGUUGUUGUCAGCUAGAAUUGGUGUGGCAACUGGGAAACAUUUGAGUGAAUUGUGUAGAGAAGAAUAUCCGAAAUGGGCCGGGUUAGUUUUGUGGGUCAUGGCUGAAAUUGCGUUAAUUGGGGCGGAUAUUCAGGAAGUGAUUGGUAGUGCUAUUGCUUUACAGAUUUUGAGUAAUGGGGUUUUGCCUAUUUGGGUUGGUGUUGUGAUUACAGCGUCAGAUUGUUUCAUGUUUUUACUUCUUGAGAACUAUGGAGUGAGGAAUUUGGAAGCUGUUUUUGCAGUGCUCAUCUCGACUAUGGGACUAUCAUUUGCAUGGAUGUUUGCUGAUGCACAACCUAGUGGAAAGGAACUUCUAAUAGGUCUUUUGGUUCCAAAACUCAGCUCAAGAACAAUUAGGCAGGCUGUUGGGGUAGUAGGCUGUGUCAUUAUGCCACACAAUGUAUUUCUACAUUCUGCUUUGGUACAAUCAAGAAAAGUUGAUCCAACCAAAAAAGGCAGGGUUCAAGAAGCAAUAAAUUACUACACAAUCGAGUCCUCUGCUGCCCUUUUUGUUUCUUUUUUGAUCAAUGUGUUUGUCACUACUGUUUUCGCCAAGGGAUUUUAUGGAACUAAACAAGCUGAUAGUAUUGGCCUUGUAAAUGCUGGUCAAUAUCUUGAAAAGAAGUAUGGUGGAGGAUUUAUGCCAGUGUUAUAUAUUUGGGGUGUCGGGUUAUUAGCAGCGGGUCAAAGUAGCACAAUCACGGGUACUUAUGCGGGCCAGUUUAUUAUGGGAGGUUUUCUUAAUCUUCGGUUGAAAAAAUGGCUGAGGGCAUUGAUAACGAGAAGUUGUGCAAUUGUUCCAACAAUGAUUGUGGCUCUUGUUUUUAAUAAAUCAGAAGCUUCAUUGGAUGUUCUAAAUGAAUGGCUGAACGUUCUCCAGUCUAUUCAGAUCCCAUUUGCUCUUAUCCCGCUUCUAACGUUGGUGUCUAAAGAGGAAGUGAUGGGGGUCUUCAAAAUUGGACGGACUCUAGAGAGAGUUGCAUGGAGUGUGGCUGGCCUGGUGAUGGUGAUCAACGGUUACCUUUUACUUGAUUUCUUUGCAGCUGAAGUCAACGGAUUGUUAUUUGGCUUUUUAGCCAUAACAGCGACUGCUGCUUAUUUGUCGUUUAUAAUAUAUCUCAUAAAUCAUGGACAGUUCCUGCCGUCGACAUGGUUUGGUGAGAUAGUUAAUAAAGGGUAUGCCUAUAUUGGAAAAUGAACCGUCGAAUGCAUUGACCCACAUUUUAAAGUCAAAGAUUGGUUGUUGGUAUAGCGUUUUUAAACAGCUAGUCCAUUUUGCUACAUCAACCUCAGUGAGCUUCAGUUUACAAUUUACAUUGAAGAAGCUAAAGUUUACACAAAGAGGAAUGAAGAUAUUAUCAUUGUUCAUAGGCUAACCCUUGACCAACCUUAAAAAAGCUUUGCUAUAUUGUAGCUGAUUUUGUGUAGAAUAGUGAACAAAUGUAACAUUAUAUGUGCGGAACAUUUUUAGGAGCGUACUCAUAGGCUUCGUAUUUGUGAGCUCCCUAGAAUUACAUAAAGUCGAUAUGAACAUUUUGCAUAGAAUAUUUCUUCAUUUGGUAUAUGGCCGAUAAUCUUAUUUUGUGCAGUUCUCUGGGUUGUAAUGUGUUUUAUUUUUUUAUUGCAAUGAAUACAACAUUUUGGCU
Molecule: messenger RNA, 2182 nt
Organism: Erigeron canadensis
Lineage: Eukaryota; Viridiplantae; Streptophyta; Magnoliopsida; Asterales; Asteraceae
Product: metal transporter Nramp2-like
Exons: 4
Coding region: 82-1734 (550 amino acids)
Biological process (GO): metal ion transport
Cellular component (GO): membrane
Molecular function (GO): cadmium ion transmembrane transporter activity; manganese ion transmembrane transporter activity
Source: RefSeq, a predicted model, not a curated record